AUCUCCCGCGAGCCCAGAGGAACGGAGGCAGGGUGAGAGAGAGAAAAAAAGUCCCCGCGUCACGUGCCGGCGCGCUCCCGCUCCGGGGUUUAUACCUUGUAAAUACUGUUAUUUGUAUAUACUGUAAAUGAUGACAUCGGUGGGCCCGAAUCGAGCCCGGGGCAACUGGGAUCAGACACAAACGCAGCAUCAGCCACAGCAGAAACAGCGGCCACAGGCUACAGCAGAGCAGAUACGAAUUGCACAGAUGAUUUCAGACCACAAUGACGCUGACUUCGAGGAGAAAGUAAAGCAGCUGAUCGACAUCACAGGCAAGAAUCAGGACGAAUGUAUGAUUGCUCUCCACGAUUGCAACGGUGACGUCAACAGAGCCAUCAAUGUACUCCUGGAAGGAAACCCAGAUACGGAUUCUUGGGAAAUGGUUGGGAAGAAGAAGAGCUUGGCAGGCCCGAAGGAGACCGGCUUGGCGGAGGCCAGCGAGGAGAACAAAGAAAUGCGAGACAGAGACCGGGAGUUCAGCCGGCGGCGCGUGGGCGGAGGGAGGAGAGGCAGGGGCACAAGCCGGGGCAGGGAGUUUCGGGGCCAGGAGAAUGGACUGGACGGAGCAAAGAGCAGUGGGACCUUUGGCCGGGCCUCCGAGAGAGGCAGGCGAGGACGUGGCAGAGGUAGAGGCUUGGGCAGGAGAGGGGGCCGGUUUUCCGCCCAGGGGAUGGGGACGUUUAACCCGGCUGAUUACACGGACCCAGCCAGCACGGACGAGUACUACGGGAACCCCAACCCGACGUGGAACAGCGCUGGCACCUUUGAGCCCGACGAUGGGACAAGGCUUCAAUUCAGUGGGGGCGACGGGGCUAAUUGCCCUAGAAAGUUUGAAACUGUACCUGGCGCUUGGCGGACUGUGACGGAGGAGUGGGGGACAGACGACUGGAGUGAAGAUCCAGCACCAGGUACCACCUUCCUGAGUCCUGAUGACAAAAGGAACCCUCCAAAAGCAGUUAAUGGCUGCUAUCAGCUGUCCGAGACGAAGAUUUUCACCGCCUCCAAUGUCGGCCCUCUGCCUUCAGGGGGCGAGACCCUGACGAUCACAGCAGGGCAGAGGAUCGACCUGGCAGUGUUGUUGGGGAAACAGCCCUCGGUGUCGGAGAAUGAGCCGGCUCCCCUGGACACCUCUGCUUCGCCCACGCUCUCUCAGCCCCUGGUGUUCAACAACUCCAAGCAGCACUCAGUCUCGCAGCCGUCUCCUCCGACCACCUUCCCACAGCACAACAUGGUCAGCAUGCUGGGUAAGAACUUCGGGGACGUGGGUGAGCCCAAGGGUGGCAGCACUGCGGGAUCGCAAUUGCUGGAGCAGCUGAAGACAGCUCAGGCGCUGGCCCAGUUGGCCGCCCAACACACUCAACCCACCAGCAACGCUGCCUCCUCCUGGGACAUGGGACCCACAUCUCAGCCCUCAGCACUCAGCCAUUUUGAGUUGAAAAGCCAAACAGAACCUCCAGUCCACAGCCCCUUCAGCCAACGGCAAUCCUACUCCAACUCCAGUAUGAUGGAAGUCUUCAUCCCCAGCAAGCAGCCAACAGCAGCGCCAAGCUCCCCCCUGCAGAGCAAAGCUGGCACUACCCAGGUGUCUCCCGGAGCCUCAGAGAACCAAUCCUCCAGCCCCCAGCCUACGCAGCAGAAACUGAAGCCACCGAAGAAAAAGGCCUCUAUCGCUUCGAAGAUCCCAUCUUCUGCUGUGGAGAUGCCCGCCUCAGCAGACAUCGCGGGGUUGAACCUUCAGUUCGGGGCGCUGCAGUUUGGCUCCGAGCCCAUGCUGGCAGAGUACGAAGCCACCCCAGCAACCAGCGUGGCAGCGAGCCAGCCCCAGAGCAGCCCCUACACCGGGGCUGUCAGCGAGUCAUCAUCGACAAUCCCCUCUAAUCAGAGUCAAGAGUCGGGAUACCAGCCUAGCACGAUCACCACCUCGGCGUUCACGACCCAGAACAGUGCCCCCGGGCCACAGUACGAGCAGAGCUCCAGUCAGCGGGCAGCGUACUCCAACUCCCUCUCUUCCUCUCCUCAGAAGGACCUGACGCAAGCCAAGAAUGGCUUCAGCACGAUACAGACGUCACAGUCCAUCGAAGCUGCAGCUGGUUCUGCAGUGAAGUCUGACUCGCCCGCGGUCCCCAGCAUGGCUUCACUCUCGAAUGCAGUAUCCGCGUCGUCGCUAUUAACAUCGAGCAGCCAGCACCCUGCAGGCCUGACUAACCUUAGUCACACUGAGGAGCUGCCAAGCACUACCACCCCACAGCAGAGCAGCACUGCGUCUACCCAACAGAGCAGCAGUCUGUCUUCAUCCUCAGGGCGCUCUUCAACUUCAACCCACUUGCACACAAGUGUGGAAAGUGAAGCGUGUCUCCACUCGUCCCCCAGCACUUUCGCCACAGCGGCCAGCACUGUGUCGGUGGCUCCGUCGUCGAGCGUCUCCAACACCCUCGGGAGUGUGAGCAGCCUGAAUCUGAGUCUGGUCAGCAACUCCACUGUGACAGCUGCCUCUCGCAGCACUGUUGCAACCACGUCAGGGAAAGCUCCUCCCAAUCUCCCCCCAGGGGUUCCACCAUUGCUGCCUAACCCAUACAUCGUGGCACCGGGACUGCUCCCCGCAUAUCAGCCUCAGGUGUACGGCUAUGACGAUUUGCAAAUGCUUCAGACAAGGUUUCCUCUGGACUAUUAUGGGAUUCCGUUUGCCGCUCCCACCACCCCGAUCACUGGAAGGGAAGCCAGCCUGACAAAUAAUCCGUACUCUGGAGACCUGACAAAGUUUGGCCGCGGAGAUGCCUCCUCUCCUGCCCCAGCCACCACACUGGCGCAGCCUCAGCAGAACCAGACGCAGAGCCACCACACCACGCAGCAGACCUUCCUGAACCCAGCCUUGCCACCGGGCUACAGCUACACCAGUCUGCCAUACUACGCCGGCGUGCCCGGGCUCCCCAACACCUUCCAGUACGGACCCGCCAUGUUUGCCGUGCCCCCCACAUCGUCGAAGCAACAUGGCGUGAAUGUGAAUGCCCCGGCCACAGCGUUCCAGCAGGCAAGCGGCUACGGAACUCACGGCUACAGCACUGCUGGUGUGUCAGUGACUUCCAGCAACACCGGUGUCCCAGACAUCUCAGGAUCUGUGUACAGUAAGACCCAGCAGUCUUUCGAGAAGCAGGGCUUUCACACUGGAACUCCGGCUGCCUCCUUCAACCUGCCGUCAGCACUGGGCAGUGCGGGUCCGGUGAAUCCAGCCACCGCAGCCGGCUACCCGCCGCCGUUCAUGCACAUCCUGGCACCGCACCAGCAGCAGAUGCACUCGCAGAUCCUGCACCUCCAACAGGACGGCCAGAGUGGAACAGGCCAGCGUACUCAAACCAGCAGCAUCCAGCAGAAAUCGCAGGGGAAUAAGUCUGCUUACAACAGCUCGGGCUACUGGGGUCCCAACUGAGCAGAGCAAGGGGAGGGGUGAGAAGGGGGGGGGUUGGUGGGGAUUGUGGGAAGUGAGGAUGCGGCCCCCUCCCCCUACAGGACCCCCAGCCGUCCCGCCCCUCUUCCCCUCUCACCCCCACAGUCUCCCCUACUACAACAACACCUGUAACCCCCCCAAGCCCACGUUCCGUACGUAACCCUGGCUUCGAAAAGGCAAGCAACAGAAACACACCCACACAGGUCUGAGUUAGGAGAGCGACCCUGCCCCCCUCUCCCCCGAUCUCUUCUCUCCCACCCUUCUCCCACCACCCACCUUCCUGUCAUCCCCUCUCGCCUGCCCCAUUUUAAACCCCCUCCCCACCCACAAAAACCCUCCCGGUUGACUGUCGAAAGCGACGGGACGUCCUAACGCAAAUUACGUCGCGAGAAGACGAGAAGCAAGAAACGCUCUGCAGUUAUGUUUCCGUGAUGCCCAGAUUUACUGUUGUCUGUAAUAUAGAGUUUGUAAGUUCUCCAUUUAUUUUUUUUUUCCGCGUUCAGAUUCCGAGAUGCUUGGUUUGAUUUUUUUUUAAAAAAAAAGAGGAAAAAUAAAGACAGAUCCCUCCCCCCUCCUUUCCCCCCGCUACCUCCUGCUCCCGGACGGAAACCUUGCUUCUUCCGAAACACACCCCUCCUUCCCCCAUGCCCACCCCCUCCUCGUCUCGAUGAAGGAGCUUCUAAAUGUAGAGUGAAUUUGAUUUAACUCUCUUCCCCCCCCUCCCCCCACCUCCUCUUUUCCGAUGUGUACCCACACCGUCCCGUAUCUCCCCCCCCCCACUCCCCCCUUUCUUUAGAAAACUUCACGUGAUAUGAACAUUGUGGUCUUUCUGGCUUCUUUUGAGGUGUUUCUUUUGUACUGUGUUUCAACUCGGUGAGCAAUGUAUCUCUUGUGUAUAUAUAUAAAAACACACAGAAUUGUAGAAGGACCCAGAUUCUCACCUGCUCUUUUGGCUUUAAGUUUUUUUUUUGUAAUUAAUUCCAUGGCAUAAAAAAAAGGAAACGCAA
Messenger RNA from Hemiscyllium ocellatum (epaulette shark), 4488 nucleotides. RefSeq names its product ubiquitin associated protein 2-like (gene ubap2l). Gene Ontology annotation, molecular function: protein binding. The record is from RefSeq and is a predicted model, not a curated record. NCBI's taxonomy places the organism in Eukaryota, Metazoa, Chordata, Chondrichthyes, Orectolobiformes, Hemiscylliidae. The transcript is spliced from 29 exons. Gene Ontology annotation, cellular component: cytoplasm; nucleus. The coding region runs from base 128 to 3463 and encodes 1111 amino acids.